Messenger RNA from Aspergillus bombycis, 927 nucleotides. RefSeq names its product RNA recognition motif domain-containing protein. The record is from RefSeq and is a predicted model, not a curated record. Gene Ontology annotation, molecular function: RNA binding. The transcript is spliced from 4 exons. Bases 1 to 927 code for a protein of 308 amino acids. NCBI's taxonomy places the organism in Eukaryota, Fungi, Ascomycota, Eurotiomycetes, Eurotiales, Aspergillaceae.
AUGUCCACAGAGUAUGAUCACGAAAACGGUCGCUAUGACGACGAGCCUCGCUUCUCUCGCGACGAACGCAGCGCAUCUCCUCGCGAUGAGCCUCGUGCCGACCGCGCCCGUAGCCGCUCUCCCAAUGGUCGCGCCGAUGACCGGGCUCCCAUCGAGCCGCGUAAGCCUCUUGAGGAUGAAGAGGGUGCGGCCAACACUGGCUCCAACCUUUUCGUCACGGGCAUUCACCCGCGUCUGACUGAGUCCGACAUUUCGCGUCUUUUCGAGAAAUAUGGCGAUGUCGAGAGCUGCUCGAUCAUGGUCGACCCCCACACCAAGGAAUCUCGUGGCUUCGGAUUCGUCAAGAUGGUGACUGCGGAACAAGCCGACGCUGCCAAGGAAGGUUUGCAGGGUGAGGUCAUCGAGGGCCGUACUCUCAGCAUUGAGAAGGCUCGCCGUAGCCGCCCUCGCACCCCGACCCCUGGCAAAUACUUUGGACCCCCCAAGCGUGACUUCCGGGGCGGUGGCCGUGGUGGACGCGGUGACCGCUACGACGACCGACGUGGCUCUUACGGAGGCAGCUGGCGUCGCAACGACGACUAUCGCUAUGGCCGCUACGACUCUUACAGUGACCGCCGCGACUAUGGCGGCCGUGGUGACUACCGGGAUUACCGCCGUGACUACCGGGACGACUACGGUAGCUACCGUGGAAUCGAUCGUUAUGCUUCGGGAGGACGGGAAGACCGGUACAGUCGCGAUGAACGCCGCGAUGACCGCCGCGAAGAGCGCCGUGGCUAUUAUGAUCGCGAUGCUAACCCUCCUAGUUACAGUCAUGGUGGUGCUCCUCCUCCUCCCCGCGAGGGUUAUUCCGGCGGCGGCGGCAGCAGCGGUGGCGGUGGCGGCGGUCGCUCGUAUGAUCCUCGUGAAGACCGAUAUGGUAGCAGGUAG